Molecule: messenger RNA, 3494 nt
Organism: Epinephelus lanceolatus (giant grouper)
Lineage: Eukaryota; Metazoa; Chordata; Actinopteri; Perciformes; Serranidae
Gene: ldb3b
Product: LIM domain binding 3b
Biological process (GO): actin cytoskeleton organization; heart development; muscle structure development
Cellular component (GO): adherens junction; Z disc; stress fiber
Molecular function (GO): actin binding; muscle alpha-actinin binding
Source: RefSeq, a predicted model, not a curated record
CUCUCCUAAUAAUAAGUUUGAAGUUGACUUUUUAGAGUUUGCACUUUUUUAAAUUUGAGCAUUGUUUGGGGAGUUUUUUGGUUUGCUGUUUUGUGUGGCUCUAGUCAGAAAGAAGUGUAGUGUUCUGCAGUGGCUCUGUCUAUCUACACAUAUCUGUAUCUGUGUGCAUGCCUGUGUGUGUGUCACAGAGGUCCCACAGCACCUGACUCACCCACCCACCGUCACCGCCACUCGUCCAGGGUGUUUGUCCUGAGAACUGUGAGCUGACAGGGAGAGACGGUAGUGAAGCCAGGGGCUGACGGAGGAGAAGCGACCAACAGAGGCCGGCCAGGACAAAAGGAUAGCAGGGGGAGAGGACGGAGAACACGCACACAGCGAGCAGGAGGAGAAGCCACACAGCCAGCGGAGUUGUUAGCAGGAGGAGUGUUGACGUUUAACCGAAGAUGAGUACGUACACAGUGACUCUGAAUGGCCCCGCUCCAUGGGGCUUCAGACUACAGGGAGGGAAGGACUUCAACAUGCCACUCACCAUCUCCAGGAUAACUCCGGGCAGCAAGGCAGUGGGCGGCAGCCUGGCCCAGGGCGACAUCAUCUCAGCCAUCGAUGGGGUCAGCACCGAGGGGAUGACGCACCUGGAAGCCCAAAACAAGAUCAAGUUGGCCACCAACAAACUGUCACUCACCAUGCAGAAAUCAAGACGUACUACAGCAUUUCCCACAACAGCUGCAAGAAUGGACUCACCCAUGCCAGUCAUCCCCCACCAGAAGGUUAUCGCAAACACAGCUGCAAAUGUGGAGUACACCCCCAGCUUCAACCCUAUUGCUCUGAAAGACUCGGCCCUGUCCACCCACAAGCCCAUUGAAGUGAGGGGUCCGGGAGGAAAGGCCACCAUUGUUCACGCCCAGUACAACACACCAAUCAGCAUGUACUCACAGGACGCCAUCAUGGACGCCAUCGCAGGGCAGUCGCAGGCCAAGGGACACGACAGUGAGGAGGCGGGCUCCCCCUUGGCUGGAGCUCUGCCUGUCAAGGACCCUGUGGUAGACUGUGCGUCUCCGGUUUACCAGGCAGUGAUCAGGCCAGGAGAGUCAAACCAGGAUAUGUCUGAUUGGGCUCGUCGUGCUGCCAACCUGCAGUCCAGGAGCUUCAGGAUGCUGGCCCACAUCACUGGAACUGAAUACCUGCAAGACCCAGACGAGGAAGCCCUGCAGAGGUCAAGAGAGAAGUUUGAGUCGGAGGUGAAAGGGCCCCGCUUUGCCAAGCUGAAGAACUGGCACAAUGGACUGUCUGCACAGAUCCUCAAUGUCCAGAAUUAAGGAAAGCAGGAAAUAAUGAGAGAUGGGGAGGAGGAGGACAUGUGAAGGAAGACAUGGACAAAAAGCCUACGAGUUGACAGGAGAAGGGGAUAAAUUAUGGAGGGAUUAAAAAAAAAAAAAGAGCAGCAAGAGGAGGAAACUCCUCAGGAAUGUGAGAUAGUGUUGUAGCUUAGAUUAGUAGAAUGUGAGAUACAAACUGUUAGUGUGAGAAUGCUACGUGUUCAUAAGCUCAAUAUUACCUGUUAAAUGUAUCCGUCUGCUGCUAAGACCUGAUCUCGCAUUUGGGUUUUUCCACAGGCUGUAUAUAAAGAUGGGCGCGCCGUAACAGCUCCCCAAAAGUGAAGCCGAAACAUCUUGAUUGCCCCUGGUGGCUGGCUGCAGUAUGGAUCAUAACCCUGCUCCCUCCGUGUUAGCAGAUAGGACAUUAGCCAAACUAAAAGAUCAAAGUACACGUCAAAUACAUUUUUCGGUACUUCUUAUUGCGCUGAUAUUUGUUAAUGUGUUCAUUUGAAUGCUAAGUUUGGUUUUGAUAAGUUAUUUAAUGCUAUAAUAUGGGGGGGGGGGGGGGGGGGGGGGGGGGGGGGUCACAUCAUGAUUGACAGCUGUGUGUGCCAAUCAGUGUGCUCAGGAUCAAUGGCACUACUCAUGAUUGGCUCAGAUGGCAGGAACUCGAUAAUGCAGAGAUCGUUACUGCGCAGACGCUGGCUCCAAAUUACUUUACAAGCGCAGGAUGCACAGCACCCAUAUCCGAGAUAUUCUGGCUUCACUUUUGUGCAACGGGAGGAAACGGAGAAGCGUUGUCCAGCUUUAUAUAACGUCGAUGGGUUUUUCUCUUUGUUUCCUGUUUGUUUUGGCUCUGUCUCUCCUAAACGAAAGGGAAAUUGUACAAAAAAAUAGUGAAAAUGCAGAACUGAUAUUUCUUUUAGUACAUAAACCGCAUUAACAAUGAGUUAUGGAUUUUAACACUAAGCAUGCUUGUGAGAAGGCACAUAAGGACAAAUACACACAUAGAGAUUUACCUAAAUGCACAAAUACAGUAUGUAAAAAAAAUGCACUCAAAAAUGUACUUAUAUCAAUGUGAAUAAAUGUUUUCUUAAAACCAUAAGGCUGAGUGAACCGUUGUCAACUCACAAAUGACAUGAACGUGUCACUGUUUAUUUUGAGAAUCAAAAACUGGGGGCAUGGCGUAGUGUCAUGAUUGAUUCCUCAAUCAGUGAGUCCCAUUUCCUGUCAGUUUCAGCGCUGUAGGUAUGGCAGAGGGGAUGUUUUGACUUUGCAGGAAAGAGCAUCUAACAGCUUUUGACAGUGGCAUCACCUUCAGGACAAAUACAUCUGCAACAAGAGAGAGGAACAGGGCACACAGUAGUAUUCCCUAUCUCAGACAGCCUACCCUUAGCAGGUCAGAUAGUAAUAAUCAGGUGGAUGAUCUUGACGAGGAGGAGGGUGUCAUGGAGGAUGAAGCUCACAGAGAGGGAGGACAGCUCAGCCCCUUCAGGUAGCCGGGGUGCCAAAUGCAAGAUGGUAAAAUGGACUGCACUUGGCACUGGUGGCCGAGGCUACCAUACAGAGUACUCAGGAACCAUUCACUCGCACUCACACACCGAUGGAACAGCCACCAAGGACAAUUUGGGGUUCAGUACCAGACAUGGUGUGCAAAGGCCUUCACAAAAUAAGGUUUCAAGAUUAGCAACACUGUUCAUGCCAAAAUGACUUUUCACUAAGCUCCGCCCCUUUGUGAUGGUCCAACAAGCUGUCGGAGUAAGCAUGGAGCAUUUUCGGAAACAGUGAUUCCAGAGAGAAGCAGACACAGGGGUCUACAGUCUGUGUUUGAAGGAUAUAUCCAGGAUGUCAAACUGACUCAGCAGCAACAACAGGUUAAACAGACAAAGACAUUUAGAAGCUAAAGCCGAAAGAUGUACAGGUUUUUACCUAAAAUUACCUAAAAUUACUUGAAAAAAUGAUGCAUAUACCUGCUAUAAAUGGGAAAUAAAUCCCCCCAAGGAAGUAUGCCCCUGACCCCCCUAGGUUUGGGCAGAGCCCCGCAUGUUUCUCAUCUGGUUCCGCCCCUGAACUGAAGCUUAGUACUUCAGGGUUUAACAAAAAAACACCUUAAAGUGGAUGGAGUUUGUUUUUGUUGAAUGAAUACAUGACUUGAAAUAAAGACCUUUAUUAACUGGA